Meleagris gallopavo (turkey) is the source of this 3926-nucleotide messenger RNA. It is a transcript of the gene CD40LG, whose product is annotated as CD40 ligand. Gene Ontology annotation, biological process: immune response. The record is from RefSeq and is a predicted model, not a curated record. Gene Ontology annotation, molecular function: CD40 receptor binding; tumor necrosis factor receptor binding. Gene Ontology annotation, cellular component: membrane. NCBI's taxonomy places the organism in Eukaryota, Metazoa, Chordata, Aves, Galliformes, Phasianidae.
CUGUAUCCCUUGAGCAGCGGCUGCUCACACAACAGUUCUCAUGCUACUUGCAAGCAGCUCAUUUGCAGGAGCACCAGCACCGUGCCCGGAGGAUGAAUGAAGCCUACAGCUCUGCAGCACCCCGACCCAUGAGCAGCACCUCUCCCAGCACCAUGAAAAUGUUUAUGUGCUUCCUCGCUGUAUUCAUGGUGGUACAGACCAUUGGGACCGUACUUUUCUGCUUAUAUCUUCACAUGAAGAUGGAUAAGAUGGAAGAAGUGUUGAGUUUAAAUGAAGAUUACAUCUUCCUGAGGAAAGUGCAGAAAUGUCAGACGGAAGAAGGUCAGAAGUCGACAUUAUUGGACUGUGAAAAAGUUCUAAAAGGCUUCCAGGACCUCCAGUGCAAGGAUAGGACAGCCAGCGAGGAGUUGCCAAAAUUUGAAAUGCACAGAGGUCAUGAGCAUCCCCACUUGAAGAGUAGGAAUGAGACAUCUGUGGCAGAGGAGAAGAGGCAGCCGAUUGCAACGCACCUGGCAGGGGUGAAGAGCAGCAGAGCAGUGCGAGUGCUGGAGUGGAAGACGACGAGCUACGCCCCAACAAGCAGCUUGAUAUCCUACCAUGAGGGGAAGCUGAAGGUGGAGAAAGCAGGGCUCUACUACAUCUACGCACAAGUCAGCUUCUGCACCAAGGCGGCGGCUUCGGCGCCGUUCACCCUCUAUAUUUAUUUGUACCUCCCCAUGGAAGAGGACCGUCUCCUGAUGAAGGGACUCGACACGCACAGCACCUCCACAGCCCUCUGUGAGCUGCAAUCCAUCCGGGAGGGCGGUGUCUUUGAGCUGCGGCAGGGCGACAUGGUCUUCGUCAACGUGACGGACUCAACGCUAGUGAACGCCAACCCUGGCAACACCUACUUUGGCAUGUUCAAGCUGUAGAGAGGAGGGGCCCAGCCCGACUCUGUUGAGCCAAGGGGCUUUCCCUGUUUCCCGUAUUUAUGUUCCUCUGCCUCUUUGUUGUUCUUGUUUCUUAUAUUGUAUAUUUUGUUAUUUAUUGAUGAGGGCCGAGGGGCCCUGAGAACAGGAAAGGAAAAAAGUUUGAAGCUGUCGUUGUCUGCACUUCUCUUUUUUCUUUCAUUGGUAGGGUAGCGUGUCUGGUCCGCCAUGUCCUGCUCUGCUAGCCCCAUUAUGCCCCAUAAUUUAGCAAACUCUACCAACGCUCUUUCCUUCCUAACACCGUAGGAUGGCUCAGGGCGCUCCAGCCAUGCUAGGUUUGUGCAUAUCUCCUGUACCCAUCUGCUUACAGAACAUCAAUGGAAAAAAAACAUUAAAAGGCUGAAGAACAUCUCCUCUAAAGGAAUCGAUCAGCCAGGCACUGUCCCUACGUGUUGACUGUUGGUGAUACAUUAUUGCCACCCUAACUGUAUUAUGCUGAGAACUCCUUUUUUCCACUCAUAACUGCCUACAGGACUCAGUCUUCUUGCUCGACACGGCCAAGUUUGUGCUGGUUGAAAUUCAACCAUCAUUGAAAACACUGUUGGUGUCUGGGGGUGGCUGCUGCUUUCAACCAGAGCUCCGGUGAGGCACUGGUGUUGCUCUGCUUUUGAUGAUCCAAAUUUGCCCAAGAGAAUGCUUUGAUACCAGAUAGAGAGCUCCUGUGGAAGGGGCUUUGGCCAUCGUGGUCAGGUUUGGACAUGCUGCCUCUCUCUAGCUCUCUCUAGUCCUCCAUGGGAGCAGGACCAGGAAAGCACUGAGGUGGCAGGAGCACAAGGUGAUGGACAAAGAUUGGGAACACUCCUGGAGGCAACAAGUCUGCAAGUGGAGGAUAUCAGAUUUGGGUGCUUCCUAGGGUUUGCGUGGCAUGAGGCUGUGGGCCUGGUCCUGCUGUGGUGCUCGAGUGCAGGUGCUGCCAGGUUGGACACAUCAGUGGUGGCUGCCCAUCGCUGGCUCCACAAAGUCAGAGCAAGAUUGCUCUGCCUGCCUGAUUUUUUCAUAAUUCAAUUUGCAGUUUUGUGGCUGUUCUCCAAAGCUGCAUAACUUUGUCUGAGAACGGAGCGUUCUUGUACCAUGCCAUGUAUAAAAACUAUUUAUUUAACAUGAACUAAAACUGCCUCAUAUUUAUGGACAGAGGGACUAGCCCAAAGUGCAUGGGAAACUGCACAGUGUGAAGGAGCUGCAUGUGACUGUGGUUGUGUUUUGCAAUGCAUUUUGACAUUUGGUGUCCCCAUUCCUGAGUGUAUCUGAAGCAUCGUGCAGGCUGCAGAGCAUCGCUGAGCCAUGCAUCCCACAGCAUCUGCUGCAAUGGGGCUUUGCACAACAUUGUGUCCCAUGGAUGGGGGUUUUGUCUGCUUUGAAUGCUGCAAACUCUUCCUAGUGUGACCUCUUGAUGUCCUACAUGGUGUCUGGGGAUCAACAGGGCAUCAGGACAGUGCAAGGGACACAGUGGGGACAGCUGGCCCCAAACACAUUGGGACACAUUGGAGAUGCAGGGCAGGGCUGGGUGCAUUCCAAGCAAGGGCAGGAGAGCAGGAGGGCAGCAUGAGGUGCAGCUGGAGGGGCUCGUUUAGGAGAUUUAUAGCACCUGGUUGGAAGAGGUCUUUUGCUAUUGCCUGAGUGAUGCAAGGUUCUCUUUCCUGCUUUGCAGCAGGUGGAUGGGAUGGUGUGGGGCACAAGGUCAGAGCCUGUAGGGAUCUGGGUGGGGAGGGCAGUGCUCUCAGGAGUAGAGGUGCUGCUGGGCUGGAAAGCUGUUAAGUGCUAUCUCUCCCUUCCAGCGAGUCUCCUAGCCUCGCACCGCUGCCUUUCCUGGGGCUCUUGUUUCUUGCCUCUGUUUCUUCGCUUGCCAAAAAUAGCCUGUGGGAUGCUGAUGAGAGGCUGCACGUGGGAGGAGAGGCUAUGUGUGUGUCACCAUCCAGCUGUCAGGCUCAGCCCAUGGCCUUCUCCCGGGCUGCUUUGUUCUCCUCCCCUCCGUGGUGCUGCAGCUUUCCUCUCCCCGUGGAAAGUUUGAAGGUCAUCAAUACUCUGAUUUUUCCUUCACUGCAGGGCCCCGCUGUCACUUAUUGGGUUUUACGGUUUCUAAGCUGAUUUUUCUCCUUCCUGAGCGAAGAAGUGAAAAGGGGCGAGGGGAAGAUGAAUACGCUUUGGUGGCAGCUGCCCUGGCACGUGGCACCAAAUGGGCACCUCUCAGGCUGCCCCAGCCUCACUGGGGGUCUGACUGCACACAUUAAGCUGCUUUUUGGGUCUGUUCUUACACUGGUGGCUUUAGAUGCCCAGCUCUGUUGCCUGGAGGAUGCUGGUGCUGCUUGCGCUAUUUUGCUUGUGCAAAGGGACCUGGUGUAAGAGAAGGGGAUAAAUGGGGUCCAUAUUCAGUAGAGAGUGGAGAGCUCUGGUUAAGACCUGGAUUUGGCCCCAUGGGGACUUGGGAAGGCAGGUGCUCUCUCCAAAAGAGCUGAUGGUUGCUUUGCCUUUGCUCUCUGGACCACUUGAUGCUUGAGGACACUUGGGUCUGGAUAUAGCACUGCUCUGGCUCUGCAGUUUCCUGAAGUACCACUGAGUGUCCCACCAAAGAGUUAAAGAUACCAGGUGCAAGAGAGGACUUGUCCAAGCAGUAGACCAAAGGAAAUCCUGUCACCACACCUAAUCCCCAGAAAAAAAAAGAUAACGCGGUAACAACAACAACAACAACAAAAAAAAAAAAUUAGGCAGGAAGUGGCUUAUCUACAGCAACCAAGUGGUGCAAUGGAGAAGAGCUUCUCUCCAUAAAGCAUUCCUGACAACAGGACACAACUGGGGCUCAAGGGAUGGAAACACAUCUCUCUGCCCCAGCACCAAUGGGAAUGACCCCUAAAUGCCAUGGUGACCAUCCACACCAGCAUUUCCCUGCUGUCCAGUGUGUCAGAACACAGCAUUUCAGUCCUUUUCUCUGAAACAAGAGAUGCCCAUAGCAAGUGCUGCUGU